UGCGCCAUUUUCCUUACCGAAGGACAACAAACCAAACCACAGCAUUGUCGGACAUCGCUCUGUUCGCCGAAAUGGCAGUGUAAAAGUGUGCAGCGACCCAGCAGCAGCCAACAAAACAGUGCAUCCAGCCAGUGCACUGAGUCACUUCUAAUUCAGCAAAAAUGUCGUCCUACGUGGAAACCCUCAGCACUGCUGCAUUCGACAGCAUAAAAGAAUUCAACGCUCUCCUAGCAUCGCCACGCGCUCCAUUUGUGACCAACAACAGCCAUUAUGACCAUGAUGAUGACAAACUCACAGUUUGGCCUGGAAGACAUGGAGGACCUUCUCUGGGGGCCUUCCUCUCCCAUGGCUGACCCCAUGGGCUCCCUGUUCUUUCACCCUGACCAAGAAGAAUAUCAGGAAGGAGGAGGAACCUCAUUGGAGGGGGACACUUCACCUGUGUCACCCCUCACCUCCUCAUCACUGUCUUCUUCCUCCUCUCCUCCUCCCUUCUACUCUCCUCCUCCCUCGCCGCCGGCCGUCCUCCUCCAUGGGGACAAAGCCGGGAGUGAGUCUGACCUGCUCUCCCUACCCUGGUUGGGCCAACGUGGUCAGCUGAGAUGUGGCCAGACAGUCUCAGAUGACAAGAAAGAGGAUCCAUUUAGUGACCUGGACUGGAUGGCUGAGAAGAUGGAUCUGAGUGAGUUUGACUUGGAGUCUCUGAUUGGCUCCUGCAGUCCUACUGAAGAGACUCCCAGCUCUACAGAAGACCUCCUGGCCUCCCUAGAUUGCCCCAUGGAGCUCGACUCCCUCCCAGUGCCCACUCUCCCAACUCCUGCGCCCUCGAGUCUUCCCUCUGCUUCUCUUCCAAGAACACCUCCCCCCACACUUCCUGCUGUUUAUGAAGAUACUUCAGUUGUUACGGUGGAUGACACUGACACUGCCCCCUCCCCUCCCCCCUGUGUCCCAGAGCCACAAGAGGAGCUUGAAAUCAAAUCUGAGCCUGUUUCUCCUGACCCACCCUCCCCCCAGGUUGAGUCUCCUUCCUCCCCAGUCUACACCCUGGACCUGGGCAGUGAGGUGGAUGUCUCGGAGAGUGAGGUGAAGCCGGUGUUGGCUCCUGUGGUCCCUCAGGUCCAGAGGCUUGUACUCUCCCUUUCACCUACGCGCAUUGUGCUCGUGCUGGCUCCCAAAAAUGAAGUCGGGAUCUCCACCCCUACUGUAACCACCACAUCAGAGGUCAUUUGCUCCUCCCCUCCUGCCUCCCCUCCGCAAAGGUCCUCUAGAAGCAGACCAUACCCUGAGCCCAAACACAAAGCUAGCCUGUCCUCUCCCAGUGCCACCAGUGUCAAAGUCAAGUCCCCACGGGGUGCAGGUGGUGAUGAGCGGGUAGCUUUGAAGGCACCAAAGGACAAGAAACUAAAGAAGAUGGAGCAGAAUAAGACAGCUGCCACACGUUACAGGCAGAAGAAGAGGGCUGAGCAGGACGCGCUUUUGGAAGAGCAUGCGGUGCUGGAGAGGAAGAAUAUGGAGCUGACUGAGAGGGCUGAAUCCAUGGCCAGGGAGAUCAAGUACCUCAAAGAGCUGAUGGAGGAGGUCCGCCUGGCCAGGAUCAAAAAAGGUCUUAGUGCUGACCCCUAGUGGUUGGACCUAAUUAUAACAGAUUAGGUGUGUUAAAUAGAAAGUGGGCUAAUGAAAAAGAUUUUAUUUUCAGUGCAAACAUGAAUCAGUAUAGUGUGUGUUCUGUCCUGCACAGCAUGUCUUGGAUGCACAAGCCAAUAAAACUGAUUUUCCUCAGAGUAUCUCCUUUUUAAGUAUCAUUGCACUGGUAUUAAAUAUAGAAUAGUUUUUGUCAGGUUUAGAGUAGUUCUAUGGAAACAAGAAUUUUCCAUUCAGUAUAUCAACUUGUAUCAACCGUUUCUUGUAUGUAAUGUUUGUUCCUAUAUCUGGACCUUAGUAACUUGCCAGUAAGUCUUUGUAAGCUUUUAAAAAUGUGUAUAUUAUAACCAGACCACUUGUAUUAUCAGUCUCUAAAUAAAGAGUCUUCAACCAAAUUGCUCUAAUUUGGUGUGGUUACUUGUGGGCAUAAUGUUGGCCAGUGGGUACUUAUG
Messenger RNA from Toxotes jaculatrix (banded archerfish), 2090 nucleotides. It is a transcript of the gene atf4b, whose product is annotated as activating transcription factor 4b. The record is from RefSeq and is a predicted model, not a curated record. Gene Ontology annotation, molecular function: DNA-binding transcription activator activity, RNA polymerase II-specific; RNA polymerase II transcription regulatory region sequence-specific DNA binding. NCBI's taxonomy places the organism in Eukaryota, Metazoa, Chordata, Actinopteri, Toxotidae. The transcript has 3 exons. Bases 271 to 1620 code for a protein of 449 amino acids. Gene Ontology annotation, cellular component: ATF4-CREB1 transcription factor complex; nucleus; ATF1-ATF4 transcription factor complex. Gene Ontology annotation, biological process: regulation of transcription by RNA polymerase II.